AUGCGGCACAUCCACGCGGAGACGUCCGUGCCCCCAGAGCACGGCACAGACUCCAGCCUGUCCCGGCCCAGUGGAGAGGCACCCUUGGAGCCUUCCUCGCAGCGCUGCACCCACCGCAGCAUCCUCAUGGGCUACAACGAGACGGAGAUCAAGCGCCAGAAGGUUUACCAGGUCUCCAUCUUCUCCCACCUCUCCAGCUCCUCUGAGAGCACGGAGCAGCGGGCAGGCAGCCGGCCGGCCAGCAAGAGGAGUUACCCCGAGCAGCAAACUCCGGAGUGGGGGCGAGAUCCCAAACGAACUCAUUGGGGUGGUGGUGGGGUGGACGGCAGACGCGACGGGGGCCCUGGGCAGGCUUCCCUGGACGAUGAUGAUACCUUGGAGGAUGGUCUGCUGGUGGAGGAGCUGUCCCUGUGCGGCUCUGCCCAGCACUUCUCCCACAGUGGGCUGCGGGUAGUAGAGCAUCGGUGUGAGGGCAGCCCUAGCCACAGCCCCAAGGCCAGCAGAGAGAACAAGUCGCAGGAUGUCGCCUGCUCCUCCUGGCCCCAGCACAUUGCUUGCAGUACUUUGCACACGAGAGACAGUUGCCCUGUCUCAUCGGGGGAUCAGCCCACAGACUGUGGGGAAAAUGGGGAUCGGGCAAGUGGCCACAGCUUACUUCACCGUGAUUUGCACAAUAUUGCACAAACGGCCCAGUUGGACUCUGGUGGGAAGACAGAGAAGUCAGGGAGCAGCCCAGCUCACAGCAGCAGGACCGGCGGCAAAGAGGAAUGUCCCAUGGCAGCCAACGGGUGCAAGGAGCCCCUGGCUCCGCAGGCAGCCCUCAGCCCCGAGCCCAGCAACCUGAGCUCCAUGGAGAAGACACCCUGUGGGAGCAGCAGGCUCCCCCCAGAAAAAAGAACCCGCCUGCCCGCUGGUGACGUUGUGGCUGACUCCUGCUCUGAAGAUGAGAGCCUGUCCCUGCCGGCAAGGAAGAAGAGGGUCCUGCCGUGCCAUCCGGUGCCUACGGCCUGCCGUAGCACCGAUGCCAAGGGGGCUCCGUUCUGGAAUCACCUGCUUCCCACGGCCAAGAGCUCUGCAGAUUGCACUGCCAUUGGGAGGAGGCUGAAGAGUGGGCUGCGCCUCAAAUCGCGACAUCUUCGGAGCAGCCUCCGGAGGGGUGCCAGGUCCUCUGCAGCGCCCUGGGCCACCACCACUGUCAGCCAUGCUCUACUGGGCAACUUCGAGGAGUCCAUCCUGAAAGGGUGCUUUGCACCCUCGGGGAGGAUUGAGGGGUUCACGGCAGAGAUCGGUGCCAGCGGCUCGUACUGCCCCCAACACGUCACCCUGCCUGUUGACGUCACCUACUUCGACAUCUCCGAGCACAGCGCGCCCUCGCCUUUCCUGGGAGUGAUUGACUUGGAGGCCUUGGGAAAGAAGGGUUACAAUGUCCCCAAAGCUGGAACCAUCCAAGUGACCUUAUUUAACCCCAACAAGACUGUGGUGAAGAUGUUCUUGGUGACGUACGACUUCCAGGACAUGCCGGCCAACCACAUGACCUUCCUACGCCAUCGCAUCUUCCUGGUGCCUGUGGGGGAGGAGGAAGGGGCCACCGUGGUCCCCGGCGGCCCACCGGGCACCGGCCCACCCCGUAGGGUCCUCUGCUACCUGAUGCACCUAAGGUUCCACAGCUCCAAGUCGGGGAAGAUCUACCUUCACGACGACAUCCGGCUGCUUUUCUCCCGCAAGUCAAUUGAGGUCGACUCGGGGAUCCCCUACGAACUGAAGUCCUUCACGGAGAUGCCGAGGAACCCCUGCUACUCGCCCCGGGCCUGA
This is a messenger RNA of Opisthocomus hoazin, 1812 nucleotides long. RefSeq names its product atos homolog B (gene ATOSB). The record is from RefSeq and is a predicted model, not a curated record. Lineage: Eukaryota; Metazoa; Chordata; Aves; Opisthocomiformes; Opisthocomidae.